Molecule: messenger RNA, 1609 nt
Organism: Rhincodon typus (whale shark)
Lineage: Eukaryota; Metazoa; Chordata; Chondrichthyes; Orectolobiformes; Rhincodontidae
Product: perilipin-2-like
Exons: 8
Coding region: 57-1328 (423 amino acids)
Biological process (GO): positive regulation of triglyceride storage; lipid storage
Cellular component (GO): cytosol; lipid droplet
Source: RefSeq, a predicted model, not a curated record
CACACUCCUAAAAUGGGAUGUAGACUAUAUUUACAGGAAAUUUUUUGCAGCUCAUCAUGGCAUCGACAACAGGAGAUGUUACCAAUACUGCAGCAGGCCAAGAAAAUGGUAGCCAACAGAAUGUAGUUGAUCGGGUGACCAGUCUGCCACUUGUGAGUUCUGCCUGUGACCAAGUGUCUGCUGCAUAUGCAAGCACCAAGGAGAGCUAUCCUGCUGUGAAGACCAUCUGUGACGUGGCAGAGCAGGGAGUGAAGACAAUGGCAGCUACAGUGGCUAGUGGUGUUAAACCAGUUAUAGACAAGCUGGAGCCUCAAAUUGCAGUAGCUAAUGAGUAUGCCUGUAAAGGUUUGGACAAGCUGGAGAAGUUGCCUAGCCUUCAUCAGGCUACAGACCAGGUCCUUCCUGAAACAAAGAAGCUGCUAACAUCCAAGAUGGCUGACAUGAAAGAAUCAGUUGUGGGAGUUGUUGACAUGACGACAGCUGCUGUACAAGGCAACCUGGAAAGAACUAAAGCAGUUGUGGCUGAAGGGACCAGUGCUGUGGGUCAACUGGUAACUACUGGCAUAGAUAUUUCUCUCUCCAAAUCUGAGCAGCUGGUUGAUCACUAUCUUCCAAUGACCAAGGAAGAACUAGAUUCUCUUUCAGCUGAAGCAGCCACUUCCACUGAAGGUUCAGACACUUUGCCAAAAGAGCAGAGUUUUUAUGUGCGCUUGGGAUCUUUAUCUUCUAAAGUUCGCAGUCGUGCAUACCAGUACUCUAUUGCCAAGAUGCAAAAAGCCAAACAGAAUGGCCAGGAGACGCUUUCUCAUCUCCAUAAUCUUGUAGAUUUGAUUGAAACAGCCAACAAAAGUGCAGAAUCAGCACAACUCAAAUUACAAGAUGUUCAAGCAACUUUGAGUCAGAUCCUACUUGACUGGAGGAAGCAACAGCCCAAUGCUGAAGCUGAGGAGCUGUCUGAGAAAACUGAACAAGUUGAGUCUGAAAUGCUGGCUGUGACUCAGAAUCUGUCUUCUAAACUUCAAACCAUCUGCCAGACCCUGUCAUCAAAUGUUCGCGGUUUGCCCCAGAAUAUUGAAAAUCAGGUGCAGCACAUCUGUAAACUGGCAGAAGAGAUCUACAAUACUGUUUCAUCAGCCACUGCAUUCCAAGAUUUGUCAAUACCAUUCUUGAUCCAGAGUAAAGAGCAAAUGAAGAAGAUUCGUGAAGCUAUGGAUGGGGUGAUGGAUUACCUGGCUCACAAUACUCCCCUGAAUUGGCUGGUGGGACCCUUUAUCCCACAGCUGACUGAGGAUCAGGAGCCUCGCGGAUCAGAUGACAAAGUAGCUUGAUACUGAUCUAUCCCAGUGGAUUAGUCCCUUGGGCUUGAAUCAGAUUUCUCAAUGUUUGCUGCCACUUGAAAUCAAGCUGUAGAACAGUUGAUUUUUAAUGCUAACUUAAAUGGAUGACUCUAACUACAUUUUUCUAAGGCAACUUUCAUUUUUGUCUUGUUGAGGUCAUCACAUUCAUCUGAUCUGUAACAAUUGCUUGUCUUCAAUUUGAAACCUGUCUGCCUCUUUUAAAUGAUUACAAUGAUGGGUGUAAUUGCAAUAAACUGGCAUAUAAAAGUCAA